UCUCCAAGAAGCCAUGAAAGGGUGAAAAGAUCUUCCUGGAAACCCUUUCUCAACUUCUCGGAGCCUUCACCAUCCUCCUUUCUUGUUCCACACGAAAUUCUACAAAACAUUAUAAAGAGAUGGAUCCAACAGAGCUAAAACGCGUGUUCCAAAUGUUCGACAAGAACGGUGACGGUUCCAUCACGAAUAAAGAGCUGAGCGAGACGCUGCGGACCCUCGGGAUCUACAUCCCCGACAAGGAGCUGACUCAGAUGAUCGAGAAGAUAGACGUGAACGGCGACGGGUGUGUGGACAUAGACGAGUUUAAGGAGCUUUACAAGACGAUCAUGGAGGGGGAGGACGAAGAAGAAGAGGAUAUGAAGGAAGCGUUCAAUGUGUUUGAUCAAAACGGAGAUGGGUUUAUAACGGUGGAUGAGUUGAAGGCGGUUUUGUCGUCCUUGGGGCUCAAGCAAGGUAAGACGUUGGAUGAUUGUAAGAAGAUGAUUAAGCAAGUGGAUGGGGAUGGUGAUGGUAGAGUUAACUUCAAGGAGUUUAGACAAAUGAUGAAAGGUGGUGGUUUUAGCGCUCUGGGCUAA
Molecule: messenger RNA, 575 nt
Organism: Raphanus sativus (radish)
Lineage: Eukaryota; Viridiplantae; Streptophyta; Magnoliopsida; Brassicales; Brassicaceae
Product: calmodulin-like protein 7
Exons: 1
Coding region: 120-575 (151 amino acids)
Molecular function (GO): calcium ion binding
Source: RefSeq, a predicted model, not a curated record